Myripristis murdjan (pinecone soldierfish) is the source of this 1817-nucleotide messenger RNA. RefSeq names its product D-beta-hydroxybutyrate dehydrogenase, mitochondrial. Bases 519 to 1520 code for a protein of 333 amino acids. The transcript has 7 exons. Gene Ontology annotation, cellular component: intracellular membrane-bounded organelle. Gene Ontology annotation, biological process: steroid metabolic process. The record is from RefSeq and is a predicted model, not a curated record. Gene Ontology annotation, molecular function: oxidoreductase activity. Lineage: Eukaryota; Metazoa; Chordata; Actinopteri; Holocentriformes; Holocentridae.
CUCAUACAAGAAUCAUCCCUCUCAGUCAUUUUUUUUUUUUGCACUAGGAGUGUGUGUUGGUGUGUAUCUGCAGAGAUCCUGCCCUCUGCCUGGAUUCUCUUGUUUCGCUGAGCUCAGGACUUCUUCUCUGGGCGUCAGCCUUUGGGCAGCAGAUGCGUAGCCAAGAACAGAACUCAGCGCCAGAUCGAUAGCAUGACAUCUAAUAGGAAGCUACAGAAAUCACAGACGUGAACCGUGGAAAUAAAGCCAGAGUGAACCUGAGGUUGGCUUUCAUCCGCUGGUGAGCGCUGAAGGAGGAGAGGUUUGUUCCAGACUGCUGUGGCCCGUGAUAACAGAAGGUGAAGAUGGGGUCAGGAGAUUAGCGGCUGAGCAGGCCCAGUAUCUAAGGUGAAGAUUACUGCACUGCACUCACUGCUGUAAAAAAGCAAUCACGCUCAAUAGUCCUGAUAAACAGAGGAUAAAAAGUCUUGCAGCUGAAGGACACGGACUAGAGAAACGCAGGAGCCCCUUUCAUCAGGAUGGCCCUAGCUGCAGCCUCUCUCCUCCUCUUUGGUCUCCCCUCUGUCCUUAUCAUUUCUUUCUUGGCCAUUACUCGAGUUGUUUCCCGCUGCCAGAGCCCCAAGGAGCUGAAAGGGCGUGCUGUGUUGAUAACCGGCUGUGACAGCGGGUUUGGACACCACCUGGCCAAGCACCUGGACUCCAGGGGGGUUGUGGUCUUUGCCGGGUGUCUCUUUCCUGAAGGCCACGGGGCGCAGAGCUUGAAGAAAGACUGCUCCAGUAAUCUGAAGUUACUAAAACUAGACGUGACCAGCGAUGAGGAUGUGCAAAAAGCGAAGGAGGUGGUCCAAGCCAAUCUUCCAGAGAAAGGGCUCUGGGCAGUCGUGAACAAUGCCGGUAUCACUGACUGGGCAGAGAUUGAAUGGAGCACCACUGAUGAUUUUCAAAAAAUGGUUGAUGUCAACUUAUUUGGCUGUAUCAGGACCUCCAUUGCAUUUCUACCUAUGGUCCGUGCCUCAAAAGGCCGGAUGGUGUAUGUGUCGAGCAUCUUGUCCUUCUUCAACUGCCUCAACAUGGGAGCCUACAGUGUUUCCAAAAGAGGAAUGGAGGCGUUCGCAGAUUGCUUAAGAGUUGAGAUGGCCAGUUUCGGGGUCAAGGUCAGCAUCAUCCAGCCAGGCAACUUUGGCCCAGCUACGAAUAUCCUGAGGAGGAAAACUGGAUCAGACAUCUGGGAGAGACUGAGCGAUGAGCGCAAACAAAUGUUUAACAGACAGUACAUCGAUCUGGCCAGCGAGUACUUCAUGACGACCUGCAAUUCUGGCUUCACCAAUACCGAGAUGGUCACUGACGCGAUGGUGCACGCCAUCACCUCCUCGCACCCUAAAUACAGAUAUCUGCUCGUGUCCAAGCUGGACAUGUUCUUCUUCUAUGCUUUUCCUUACCUGCCCACCUUCCUCACGGACGCCAUCUUCACCCUCAGCCCCAUGUACCACAGGAGAAAAGCAAUGCUCUUCUCCAAAUAAACAAUGUCUGCUGAGUCACUAGUUUUCAUCACGUCUUGGGGCAGAACAUUUAUGAGCUCCUUCAUCAUUGAAGUGCCUCAGUGUCCUAAGAAACCUUGAAUUGUGUGACAGUGACUUUACCAAAUGUAUACCUUUCAUUAUAGUCUAAUGAUGAUGAUUGUAUUGCAAACUAGCCUAGAUGUUUUUAUAUGCGUGUGAGUAGAUUUUUAAUUAAACACAUUUAAACAUUUAAACAGAAUUUUUCAGUCAGUAUCAGUUUUAAUUAUUUAAUUAUUUUCAGUUGUUGUUGUUGUUGUU